AUGGAUAACGACGAGUACAACGCCGAGCAGUACUUCAAUGGCGGCGAUGACGACGAUGACAAUCAACACGAGCCUGAAGCUGAGAAGGAGGGAAGCGCCAUGUCUGGAGGUGGCCAUGCUAUGAUCUCUUGGGCCCGUCGCAAGCGCGCUCUUCGACAGCGCCAGGUUGGAUCUGCUGCCACUGAGCACNNGCAAUCGAGCUUGGAUAUCGUGGUCCUGAAGGCCAGGGACAAAGCUGUCAGCCAUGUAUCCAAGACUAAAUUCGAGCAGGUGGUCAAUUGGGUCGACCACAAGACUUACGAUGUCGUCAAGGAAUGCGAGGGUGUCAACGUCAGGUGCCAUAGUUUUGACACCACCGUCCCUUUCGUCCGCUUCUUGGUCCACUGGAUCCACUACCACAACACCAAUGAUACUCACGCUGCCAUCGAAUAUGCUCUCGACAACAAAAUCGAUGUCAACAUCCUCAAACCCAAACUCGGCGCUAUCAACUUGUCCCAGGACAUCACUGUCGACAUCUUCGUUGCUCUUACCAAUUAG
Aureobasidium vineae is the source of this 537-nucleotide messenger RNA. The record is from the annotation of a GenBank genome assembly. Lineage: Eukaryota; Fungi; Ascomycota; Dothideomycetes; Dothideales; Saccotheciaceae.